Messenger RNA from Suillus subalutaceus, 1875 nucleotides. RefSeq lists its product as uncharacterized. The coding region runs from base 1 to 1875 and encodes 624 amino acids. NCBI's taxonomy places the organism in Eukaryota, Fungi, Basidiomycota, Agaricomycetes, Boletales, Suillaceae. The record is from RefSeq and is a predicted model, not a curated record. The transcript is spliced from 7 exons.
AUGUCCGUUAAAUCAACUCGACCGGUGCCCCCAGUGCGACUCCGGCGGUCCAUAGCCUGUUUCUCAAUCCCACUCAUCCGUGCAGAACUAGUCAUGGAUGAGUCCCUAACAAACCUUGGAACUCUCAUCACCUACUCCGCCCCGCAAGAGGUGGUCGCCGUUGAUUUUGACACGAGGAUGGAGCACACAACCUGCCGGGUACCAGUGAUGGAGGGUGGGCAGCUUAGAGGGCUUUGGUCGAAGGAGGAGGGAAAGGCUUUGAACUCGAAGGAGAAAAAGAUGGCCACUACUUGCCGACAGAACGCCGGAACAUUGCUUGUUCAAUACAUGCUCGCCAGACUUCUUGCGGUGGAGGAGUUGGUCGGCUUGAAUUAUAACACGGAUCCUGGUGAGGAGCGCGUGAAAGUUCUCAACGAAUGGAAGGUCCGGAUGGUUCGGGAUUGGUUCUAUAUGACUUACUCGGAGGCCGAGGCUGAUGGACCUGAAUUCUUGCACGCAGAUCCCGUCAACCUCGAAAAUAAAGCAUUUUUCGAAAGGAAAUGGGACAUAGAGGAGGAGGGUCGGGACAUCAUGUCGCUCCCGGCAGAUACCAAUCUCUGGAUCCACGGGCGUAUCGAAGGGUUCGACGACGCCUUUGAAAAAACAAUUAAACCUCAGUCCUUCGAAGAGAUGAGCAAGCCCAGCCAAUUUUUCGAGACUCGAUAUGAGGAAGGGGCCAAGCUACCGUCUCGCUGGCACGAGGGACACGAGCCUCGUCCCCUCUUCUGGAGCAUCAAGCAGUGGGAUUGGUUCAGGAAUGACUAUUGGAACGCACCAAUUGACUUCUUGCGUUACGCUCUUGUCACAGAGCCAGCGUACCACGAUGUCGGCCAGUUCUUGGGCGACCUCCGCAGCCUCAGCGGCAUCAUCUCCCUCAAUCCUAAUUGGCAAGACAUCGAGGCGAACGCGAAGGACCUCUGGCUCGGAAAGAUGAUCUGGAGGGAGUUUGUGGAUAGCUUGAGCAUUAGUUUGAGUCUGUCUGAGGCAGAGACUCUGACUUCGGAAAAAAGAGAUGACCGAAACCCUUUCAACACCUUGGAGGCUCGUUUGAUAUUCGAGGGAUAUGUGCACCGGGAGAAACCUAACUCGAAGGAUCAGGUAGCCGAGGACAACGUCUUGUGGCAAAGCCUAGAUCGAAUCAGCCCACCAGAGCAUCGGCCGGUAUGGGAAUGGGUCGCCAGUGAGAUGGAGUCGGAUGGAGUCAAAGUAACGUGCAUGUUGAAGCAAGCGGGAGAUUGGUGGCGCGAGUUCAGGCACAAGCAAGCGAAAUCUUCCCAUGUGGAAACACAUAGCACGGAACAGUAUGAUGAAGAAGAACGGGAUCGAUGGCAAGGUGGAUCUAGGAAAGCUCCACGCGUGCAGGAUGUACCAAUGCGCCAGGAAGGUCGUCAACGCUUGGCAGAUGGUAAUUCUGAGGACUCUGGCGACACCUUCCAUUACCCUCGCCCGGGCGGUGUUGGAGACAGGCCUCCUGAAUCUACGGCUGCAGCUGACUCCAACGAUUCCAACGAAUACGCAGACUCCACCCACCCUCCCCUUCCCAUCUAUUCUCCCAUGAUAAAUGGUGUUUCCCAAAUUCUCCGUCCUAUCCACCUGGGAUUAUCCAGGUAUCUUGACGGGUACGAUUCAUUAGAAACAUUCGGAGACAGCUUGAUCAAAUCCUUCCCCUCGGAAUACGAGGCGAGCAUAAGGCAGUUUGUGAAUGACCUUCAGCCUUUCACUGUGGAACAGUUCACAGUGGACGUUGCAGAGCCCAUAUUGGACUCCUUCGUCCGCCGUGUUAACGCAAUACAGGCGAAGAAAGAAGCUGAAGUGUUGCAUAAGGAAUUCCUUUAA